This is a messenger RNA of Halichondria panicea, 2478 nucleotides long. Its product is annotated as proton-coupled amino acid transporter 1-like. Bases 459 to 2228 code for a protein of 589 amino acids. NCBI's taxonomy places the organism in Eukaryota, Metazoa, Porifera, Demospongiae, Suberitida, Halichondriidae. The record is from RefSeq and is a predicted model, not a curated record. Gene Ontology annotation, biological process: amino acid transmembrane transport. Gene Ontology annotation, molecular function: L-amino acid transmembrane transporter activity. The transcript is spliced from 12 exons.
CGGGUAUAAUUGGAACAGAUUUUUAUAGAGCAUGCGAAGUGUCCGGAAUAAUUAGAACAAGCAAGCAGCUGCAUGCGAGCUAGCUAAGUUUAAUAGAACAAGGUACGACUGAAUAGUUGCACUAACUAUCUAAAACUAGCUACUCAAAGCUAUCUAACUGCAGCACUCCAAGUCUUACUUGCCGUCUAUGAAUGGUAACUCAACUUUUCAAGGUAUUGUCCGGAUAUUUAGAACAAAUGUAAUAUUAAAGUACUGGAGUGUCCGUUGUAUUAGAACAACGAAAAUUGCCCAAAAGAGUGUCCGGGUAAUUAGAAGUGUCCGAUAAAUUAGAAGAUAUACGGUAGAGAUCUACCCCCUUGGCCGCCGCUAGUCAACCAGAUCAGUGCAGUUUGAUGUUGAGAAGACAGAUACGUUGAACCUCUGACAGUUUUGAACCUCUUCAUGAAUAAUAAGCUGACAUGAGCAAGAGAAACCCAACUCGUCUGGUGAAUUUCAGUGAAGAGUCCUCCCCAGUACCCAUCAUCGCCCAUUCGCUUCCAGCCACCUCCCACUACGGAGCUACCAACACAUCUCACCCUAGCUACAGUAGCUCUCUGGUCGAACCUGUGUUGGACGACAGUGACGUCAUGAUGUCAGAAAGCCUAGGCAGCCAGUCUAGUGUCAACAUACGUAGAAAGGAGGCUGCCAGGAUUAUUGGGAGCAGUAGUAAGGGUGGAGACUAUAUGGAUGACAAUAUCGAGAGUUCAUAUGACGUCAUUCCCAGUGGUAAUACAAAUAAGAGACAAGAUCAUUUAACAUCUGACGCGCAAACACUCAUCCAUAUGGUAAAGGGCAAUGUUGGAACUGGAUUGUUAGCACUGCCCUUAGCCAUCAAGAAUGCUGGACUAGCUGUUGGCGGUAUUUGUUUGUUGCUACUGGGGAUCAUAGCCACGCACUGUAUGUUGAUGUUGGUCGAUGUAGCUCACAAGUUAACGAGCAGACAUACUCAGUUUCAAACAUUGAACUAUGCCCAGACAGCAGAAGUGGCAACGUCUGAACACACGCACAAUAAACGUCUUGUGAGAGCUGCAGGUGUGGUGGUAAACAUCUUUCUGAUAAUCACCCAGUUUGGAUUCUGCUGUGUUUACUUCGUGUUCAUAGCAGACAACCUCAAUCAGGUGUUUUGCUCAGCAUUUGGAGUAUCUCUAGCAGAUAAACAGCAGGAUGCAAUUCACGCCUGGAUUGCUGUCAUCAUCAUUCCUAUAGUGGUGUUCUGUUGGAUUAGAAACCUCGAGAGUCUGUCUCCAUUCUCAAUCAUUGCCAAUGCUUGUAUCGUCAUCAGCCUUAUCGUCAUAUUGUACGACGAAAUAUACCGCUUCUUAUCCCCUGAUCCAAAGUUCAAAGCAGCUGCCCUUCAUCCAAGAAAUGCUACUACUGGUGAAGGCAUCGUCAUGAUACCACAGAGCAUCACAACAGCAGCUCUUUUCUUUGGAAAUGCCAUCUAUUCAUUUGAGGGAAUCGGAAUGGUGCUACCACUGGAGAACAAAAUGAAAACUCCUGAUCAUUUCAAGCGGGUUGUGUACAUUGGUAUGGCCGUGGUUAUUUUCCUCUACCUAUUUGUUGGUUUACUGGGCUAUUCUGUGUAUGGAGAUGCUGUUGACGCCAGUGUCACUCUCAACUUGGAGGAAAACUUCGAGCGAGUUGGUGCAUCCAUAGCUUUUCUCAUUGCAAAGCUGUUCUAUGCCUACGCAAUAUUUGCAUCAUUCAUGCUGCAAUUCUACGUCCCCAUGGAUUUCCUGGAACCACCAGUCACUAAAGGUAUCGACUGGCUCAAAGAGAAGUUUUAUCUGGUCUACCGAUACCCAAAUCAUCACCAGUUGUUGAACACCGCUCUGCUGCUGGUCUUUAGGACUUCACUCGUCCUUUUAGUAGCUUUAUUUGCGCUGGCACUCCCUGACCUGAGUGACCUGAUUGCACUGAUUGGAGCAGUGGCAAGCAGUGCCUUGGCCCUCAUCUUCCCACCUCUGCUGCACCUGAUGGUCUCUGUGCAGCGACAGCACCUGCCAUGGCAUAGCCAGUACUCCUCAUCAAUGGUCAAGCAGGUAGCAUGGAUGACAAAGGAUGUUCUAAUAAUGCUGCUGGGAAUCGUAGGAAUGGGACUCGGAACGUAUGCCUCUAUUAAUGGUUUAGUAGGCUACUUUAAAGAUGACAGCAAUUCUCCUAAUAUUUGUGUAAAUUUUAUGCAAUGAACCAGACUGAACGUUUGUUAUUAAUUCUGAUACAGUUGAGAACUGCAAUUUACCCCCCCCCCCCCCCUACCCGAAAUUUACUGUUGGUGUAUAAACAGAGUAGAAUAAAUUAUUGUUAUAUCGUGUAUAAUAAAACUGUAUUGUCACACAUGUAUUCAACACCCUCAUAGCUUCUCUUUUUUUUUCUGACUAGAAAAGAAUCAAAUGUAUAUGUGUAUAUAAUUAUACAAAUUAAAGCUAAGCUUACAUA